Messenger RNA from Hevea brasiliensis (rubber tree), 906 nucleotides. RefSeq lists its product as uncharacterized. The record is from RefSeq and is a predicted model, not a curated record. Gene Ontology annotation, biological process: DNA integration. Gene Ontology annotation, molecular function: nucleic acid binding; zinc ion binding. Bases 1 to 906 code for a protein of 301 amino acids. Lineage: Eukaryota; Viridiplantae; Streptophyta; Magnoliopsida; Malpighiales; Euphorbiaceae. The transcript is spliced from 5 exons.
AUGAAAAAGACUAACUGCUUUGAGUGCGGAGAACAAGGUCACCAUAGGAGAGAUUGUCCCAAGUUGAAAAAUAAAAAGGGAAAUGAAUCAAAAAGUUCUGCGAAUUUCGUUAAUAGGUUUAGCGAUUCUGAUAGCGAUGACAGUGCUGGGGAAAUUUUAUUCACUAGGAAAAAGUUUGACAAAAAGGCAGUUCACAAGACCAAAGGAACGGUGGAUUAUAUUCACUCAGAUUUAUGGGGUCCUAAUAGAAUCCCUUCCAAGAGUGGUGCCAAGUACUUCAUGACUUUGAUUAAUGAUUACUCUCAGAUGAAGCAAACAGAAAAGAAGGUCAAGCACUUUAUAAUUGAUAAUGGGUUAGAAUUUUUCAAUCUUGAGUUCGAUGCAUUUUGCACUAAUGAAGAUAUAGUGAGACACCGCACUUAUACAAGGACACCACAACAGAAUGGUAUUGCAGAAUGCUUGAACAGAACACUUUGUGAUAAAGCACGAAGCAUGCUCUCACAUUCAAGUUUGGGAAAGGAUUUUUGGGCUGAAGCAAUUAAUAUAUUAAGAGUGUCUGGUUAUCCUACUUAUGCUCAUAUAAGGGAUGGUAAACUUGAGCUGAGGAGGGAGAAGUCAAUCGCAGAAUUAGAUCACAGUGUCAAAGAACAGGUGAAGCUUGAGAUUGAUACUUCAACAGUUCAGUCCAAUGAUUCAAAAGAUGAGGUGCAAAACCCUGGUCAACAAGAGCAUGCACCUGAGCAACAACAACAGAAAUCAUAUAGCAUUAUAACUAGUAGAGAGAGAAGACAAAUUAAAACAUCGCAGAUAUAUGCAUAUGCAAAUCUAGUUACAUUUGCAUUAUCAGUUACUGAGAUAGUUGAUGUGCAUGAACCUAGCAAUUAUAGAAAAGCUAUUUAUUGUUAA